This is a messenger RNA of Bursaphelenchus xylophilus (pine wood nematode), 989 nucleotides long. NCBI's taxonomy places the organism in Eukaryota, Metazoa, Nematoda, Chromadorea, Rhabditida, Aphelenchoididae. The record is from the annotation of a GenBank genome assembly.
AUGGCCUUCAAGAAUGAUACUCAGUUAUUGAAGCUUACCAUUCAGCUGUGGGUUACACUUUUUGUUUUAUCUUACCCUUUAGAAAUUCACUAUUUCUUGACCUUUUCCCUAUUUGGAGCUAGAUCAAGGUGUUUGUUGUGAUUUUAUUCUGUUUUAUAGAGAGUUUUCCAAAGACGAAUCUCGGAUCGACAACCAGAGAGAGUUUUCGGCUUUCUGUCAGAUGGCGAUAGAGAAACUGUUGGGAGAAGCUGGUCCAGAGUACGUUGUGGAUAAAUUUUUUGAUCGGAAGGAGCAACUUGGGUCAGUGAUUUUUGAAGCGCAACAUUUGAAUCACAUUUGGGCCGCGUUGACGCUUCAGGGACGAUAUUUGAGUUCGCAAGUGUCAGUUGGCAUGAAGAAGGUAAGUGUUUGCGAUUUUGUCGUUGAUCUUUAGGUAAUUCCAUAAAAUUUCUGCAUUCGCUAAAAGAGUUAGAAUUUUCUCUGUCGGAAAAUAUUGUCCUUAUGACUUCAGCCUUGCGUAACGAACAAAGAAUACCAGUUUUUUGUAUCGCGUCCAAUUUUUGUCUGUCGAGAAGAUUAUCUGAUCUGCUGGAAUGUCUGUCACAAGCAAGACCAGUAUACUGCCAAUUUUUUUGGAAGAGGCUUUUUCGCUUCUGCAGACGUUGUCGUUUGCAAAUAUGAGCUCUAUUUCUGUUCGUAGGUACCUGCUUACUAUAACUCUAUUAUUUAUUUUGAUGUCUAUGUGGCCGACAUGGCUUAUAUUUCAAUUACUGAGGCAAGAAAACACUAGUUGCGUUAAUAUGACAUACCUGGCGAGGUUAGUAAGCGUUUGUUUUGUGUCGAAUUAGUUUUGGGAAUGAGAUGAAGUGUAAUAUAGCUAAAAUAUUAUCUCUAUGGUUGAAAAAAUGCCCUAAAAUUUUGUUUGGCACUUAAAAUACUACAUUUUCCAGAUUGAGAGAGUUCGACAAGUGCUACACGACAUGCAAUGA